Messenger RNA from Myodes glareolus (Bank vole), 1069 nucleotides. RefSeq names its product sulfotransferase family 2B member 1 (gene Sult2b1). NCBI's taxonomy places the organism in Eukaryota, Metazoa, Chordata, Mammalia, Rodentia, Cricetidae. The record is from RefSeq and is a predicted model, not a curated record. Gene Ontology annotation, molecular function: sulfotransferase activity.
CACGCCCGGCUAGCUCCUGCCCUGCCCGCCAUGGACGGGCCACAGUCCCCGGCCCUGUGGGGCAAGUACGAGAACAGUAUCUCCGAAAUGAGCCAGAAGCUGCAGGGGGAAUAUUUCCGGUACAAAGGCAUUCCCUUCCCCGUCGGCAUGUACUCACCCGAGAGCCUCAGCCUGGCAGAGAACACUGACAAUGUGCGGGAUGAGGACAUUUUCAUUGUCACCUAUCCCAAAUCAGGUACCAACUGGAUGAUUGAGAUCCUCUGCUUAAUCUUGAAAGACGGGGACCCCUCGUGGAUCCGUUCUGAGCCCAUUUGGCAACGUGCACCCUGGUGCGAGACCAUCAUAAGCGCCUUCAGUCUCCCAGACCGGCCCAGCCCCCGCCUCAUGAGCUCCCACCUCCCCAUUCAACUGUUCACCAAGGCAGCCUUCAGCUCCAAGGCCAAGGUGAUUUACUUGGGCCGGAACCCCCGGGACGUCGUGGUGUCCCUUUAUUAUUACUCUAAGAUUGCAGGGCAAUUGAAGGACCCUGGUACUCCUGAUCAGUUCCUUCAGGAUUUCCUCAAAGGAGAAGUGCAGUUUGGCUCCUGGUUUGACCACAUCAAGGGCUGGAUCCGGAUGCAGAGCCAUGAGAACUUCCUGUUUAUCACCUAUGAAGAGCUGCAGCAGGACCUGCGAGGCUCUGUGCAACGCGUCUGUGAGUUCCUGGGCCGGCCACUGGGUGAAGAGGCCCUGAGCUCUGUGGUGGCCCACUCAGCUUUCGGUGCCAUGAAGGCCAAUACAAUGUCCAACUACACACUGCUGCCGGCCAGCCUGCUGGACCACCGCCAGGGGGCGUUCCUGCGCAAAGGCAUCAGUGGUGACUGGAAGAACCACUUCACUGUGGCGCAGAGUGAGGCCUUCGACCGCGUCUACCGUGAGCAGAUGAGAGGACAGCCGAGCUUCCCCUGGGACAUGUCCCCAGAGGAUACCAACCCUGAUGGCGACCCUGAUCCUGAGCCCAGCCCCAGUCCUGGCCCUAACCCAGGAUCCUCUGAUGACCCCAACGUAGCAGCCUCACAAUAAAGUUGAC